AUGGGGAAAACGCCGUCCCCUGAUCGUGAAUCUGGGACCCCCCAAACUCCCCCACCUUAUGUCCCAUAUAUCGACCCCCAACUGACUGCCGAAUCCGGUGAUGCCCUUACCGAUGGCCGUAUUGAUGUGCAUCUCGACUCCAAGCUCGCAAAAUCCCUUGCUCAGAUCGCCAAUCAACAGCAGGAGGGCCUGUCUUUUGCACCAACCCAGGCUCAACCUGAACAGCCGAUCGGGUUUGAUGUAAAAUUGAACAUUGUCAUUCAGAUCGUGGGCAGCCGUGGAGAUGUCCAGCCGUUCAUCGCACUAGGAAACGCCCUACAGAGCCAUGGUCACCGGGUUCGAAUUGCCACUCACAAUGUUUUCGAAAACUUCGUGAAGGAGUCUUUCCUGGAGUUCUUUCCUAUCGGGGGAGAUCCAGCCCAACUCAUGGCCUACAUGGUCAAGAACCCCGGUCUUAUCCCCCAGAUUAAAACACUGCGCGAUGGAGAAAUCAAAAAGAAGCAGGUCAUGGUCGCAGAGAUGCUGAGUGGCUGCUGGAGAUCUUGUAUCGAAGAUGACCCGGUCACACAAGAGCCGUUUGUUGCAGACGCGAUUAUUGCCAAUCCACCUAGCUUCGCACAUAUUCAUUGUGCGCAAGCGCUAGGGAUCCCCGUUCAUCUUAUGUUCACCAUGCCUUGGAGUAGCACCAAGGCAUUUCCUCAUCCAUUGGCCAAUCUACACAAUGGUUCCAUGGUGAACCCGGGAACAGCUAACUGGGUGUCAUAUGGAGUGGUGGAAUGGUUAACCUGGCAAGGGCUGGGAGACGUGAUCAAUCGAUUUAGGUUCUCGAUAGACUUGGCGCCCGUCCCAAGGACAGAAGGCCCUUGUCUGGCUGAAGCUCUGGAGAUCCCCAUGACCUAUUGUUGGUCUCCUGCUUUGGUUCCAAAACCAACCGAUUGGCCAGCUCAUAUCGAUGUUUGUGGUUUCUUCUUCGCCAAUCCUCCCGAGUAUGAACCACCUCCCGACUUGGCUGAAUUUCUACAAUCAGGACCUGCUCCUGUUUACAUAGGUUUCGGCAGUAUUGUCGCCGAGGAUCCCCAAAAGCUGAUCGAUACGGUUCUCGCGGCGGUCUCCAGGGCUGGUGUACGCGCCAUCGUUUCAAAGGGCUGGAGCGAUCUGGCUGGACCAGCUGAUGCCAACGUCUAUUACAUUGGUGAUUGUCCACAUGGGUGGCUUUUCCAACAUGUGUCUGCCGUAGUUCAUCAUGGUGGAGCCGGUACGACUGCAUGCGGUUUGUUGAAUGGUCGACCAACGACCAUUGUACCUUUCUUCGGCGACCAACCUUUCUGGGGCGACAUGGUCGCAAAAGCCGGUGCUGGCCCUGAACCAAUCCCAAACGCCAUGCUAGAUCCUCAAAAUCUGGCCGAAGCUAUUCAAUUCUGUCUCACGCCAGAAGCAGAAGCUGCUGCACAAGAGAUUGCCCUUAAAAUGAAGAUAGAGUCUGGCGUGGUCAACGCUGUCAACUCCUUCCACCGCAACUUGCCCUUGCAGAGGAUGCGAUGCAGCAUUAUCCCCGGUCAACCUGCAGCAUGGGCUUAUACGCAAACAAAGCAGUCUCUGACUCUUUCCAAAGCGGCCAUGAACAUACUGGUUGAAUACAAAAGGAUAGAUACGAAGCACAUCAAAUGCUAUGCUAUCAAUCCAAUAAUCAUUGAAAAUCGCCGGUGGGAUCCAUUAACGGGUGUUUUAUCUGCCGCCACAUCCACCGGUUCUAACAUGCUACAAUCGACUGGCGAGAUGUUCUACAAUCCAUACAAAGAAUACAAAAAGAGUCGUAGUGGGAAAGCAUCCGAAGGUGACUCGUCAGGCUCCGCGCCCCCAGUGAACAGAUCCAAUAGUGAUCCUUUCCAAACGGCGGCAAACAUGGCCGGUGCGACAUUGCAAGGUUUCGGUAAAUUCUCAGCCACCUAUUUCCGCGGUAUGAUAGUCGACAUUCCCCAUGCAGCGGCUGAGGGCUUCCGGCGAGCGCCUCAACUGUAUGGUGAGAAGCCCAAAGAAUACGGAACCGUUCAUGACUGGAAAUCUGGAGCGAUCGUCGGGGGGAAGAACUUUGUGGGUGGUAUGACGACUGGUGUCACGGGGAUGGUUAAACAUCCCCUGGAGGGAUGGAUUGAAGAAGGACGGGAGGGUGCAAUGAAAGGACUUGCUAAGGGUGCCCUGGGAAUGGCCACGAAUAUGCCUUCUGCUGGCAUUGGUCUGGUGGCCUAUCCGUUCCAUGGCAUCUCAAAGAGCAUCGAAGCGGCUUUCAGGACGAAGACACCAAAGGCAAUUGUAAGUGCACGGCUUCGAGAGGGAUAUGCCCUCACAGAGCGAAUGCAACUAUCGAAGGAGGAAAGGGAGGAGGUCGUGCAAGUAUUCGAUGUACUUUUAUCAUCGAUGAGUGCAUAA
Messenger RNA from Penicillium daleae, 2427 nucleotides. RefSeq names its product putative sterol glucosyltransferase. Lineage: Eukaryota; Fungi; Ascomycota; Eurotiomycetes; Eurotiales; Aspergillaceae. The record is from RefSeq and is a predicted model, not a curated record. The transcript is spliced from 7 exons. The coding region runs from base 1 to 2427 and encodes 808 amino acids. Gene Ontology annotation, biological process: carbohydrate metabolic process. Gene Ontology annotation, molecular function: UDP-glycosyltransferase activity; hexosyltransferase activity.